AUGUCCAAUCAACAUGAUGAAGCAGUACUGCUUUUCACUCAAUUCGCGAGCAUCCCAUCGUAUUCGGCCGCAUCCGUCAUCACCAAUUCUAAUGGAUCAGGCAUCACGAUAAGCUUGACUUCGACAAUUCGUGAUAUUGAACGCAAAGUCAAACGGAAAUUCCAAACCGUACUCAGUGCUACACUUUCUGCUGAUGGGAAACUCGAGAAUGCCACGUCUGGAUAUCCGGUAGAUGUGGAAAAUGUCUCGCUGGAGUCAACAUCAACUUCUGGACUUUUGUGUUGCGCACGAAGUAUCGUCGAGAAGGACUCUAAGAAGAAGCGCUUUAUUGAGAUUUUCAACAAGACGUCAAUGCUUCACCAAAUCGACGUUACUGACCGUCAUGGAGAAUUUUACAAUGACGGUGAAAUGCGAAUUUACAAGUCAAAUGCUCUACCUUUUCUUACGUCAGAAAAUUUAGAGACCUUUGGUGCUCUCUCGUGGUCGCCGGACGAGCACCACAUCGCAUAUGUAGCUGAGAAGAACAGGUCAACUGACGGCUUUCAGAAAUUUGCAUACGAGCCUGAUUUUGGCGAAGGAUAUACAAAGAAGGCACCUCCAGUGAUUGUCGUCAUCACUCUCCCAUCUUGUGAGGUCCAAGUUCGGCUCUCACCAUGCGCAGUUGGUCAACCUCUGUUUCUGGACAACGACAAGCUGCUUUAUUUGCAAGUGCCAACUCAACCUAUAAACUAUGGCAUUCGAUUUUGCACUAAUCGUAUUAUGAACCUUGCUACGAUAUCUAUCUCGUCGCAAGAGAUUGAGACGCUGUCGACUCCGUCCGGCUUUAAUGCUCGAUACCCGCGAAUAACACCUGAUCGAAAGCACCUAAUCUACAUAUCAAAUCGAGUCGGGGGACCACACAAUUCGACUUGUAGGAUCAUGAAAAGUAAUUUGGUUGAUGGCAAAGUUGGAUCAGCACAAUUAUUAGUGGAUAUGAAACCUUUGACUGAUGAGAUACCUGGAUUGUAUUUGGACAAACUGUCAACUGCCUGUUUUGCUGUCGUCAAAGAUACGACAUACUUGUUGUGUACUACGAUAGCACGCUGUCAGCUCGUUAUGGUGGCUAUUGACGUUGAAUCAGGAAAAGUCGUAAAACUGGACACAGAGCCAAGUGUCCCUGGUCAAGAUGUUUUGGAAAAUGUCGUAUUUUCGACAGUGACGCUUCACAAAAAUCUGGACUAUAUACUCGUAUCACCCAAGCAAGCCACAUCGAAAGGAACCAUCGUAUAUCCGCAUGGAGGGCCACAUUCAGCAUUCACGACAGAUUGGAGUUUGUAUUGUGUUUGUCUCUGCUUGCUAGGAUAUUCUCUUGCUUUGGUGAAUUACACAGGUUCAGUCGGUUAUGGAGAGGAGAGUAUUCAGGCCUUGAUCGGCAAAGUUGGAGAAACGGAUGUUGAGGAUGUUCAUCAAGUGACUCAAGCCUUGAUCAAAGAUGGGGGUGGAAAGAUGGCUCUGCUGGGUGGUAGUCAUGGAGGAUUCUUGACUGCUCAUCUGCUUGGUUUAUAUCCCGACGUUUACAGAUGUGGAGUGUUGAGAAAUCCCGUUAUCAAUGUCGGAGCCAUGUACGCGAACACUGAUAUCCCGGACUGGACAUUUGCUGAAAGUGGAGUAUCAUUUGUGUUUGAGACGCCUCCCGUCCUUUCAUCUGCAGACUACACAACUAUGUAUAACAAGUCACCAGUGUCGGUAGCUGCAAAUGUCAAAGGACCCGUCCUUUUGUUGUUGGGAGAAGGAGACCGUCGCGUUCCACCAUCAGAAGGACUUCGGUGGUCCCAGUAUCUCAAAGGUCGCAAUGUUGAUGUGACGGUGUUGAUGUUUCCAGAUACGGGUCAUGCUCUAGACUCUGUUGAAAGUGAAGUGUUCGGGUUUUACGCUCUUGCGAAUUUCUAUUCUCAGAGAUUCAUAUGA
Synchytrium microbalum is the source of this 1947-nucleotide messenger RNA. RefSeq lists its product as uncharacterized. NCBI's taxonomy places the organism in Eukaryota, Fungi, Chytridiomycota, Chytridiomycetes, Synchytriales, Synchytriaceae. The coding region runs from base 1 to 1947 and encodes 648 amino acids. The record is from RefSeq and is a predicted model, not a curated record. The transcript has 7 exons. Gene Ontology annotation, molecular function: serine-type endopeptidase activity. Gene Ontology annotation, biological process: proteolysis.